UGUGUCGAGAGAGAAAGGAGAUGAGGAAGAGAAAAGAGAGAAAGGGAAUUGAGUGCCGCCCAGAAACCCUAAACGCAAAUCCAAUUAAAGAAGAAGAUGAUGAAAAGAAAGGCAAAGAAGGAAAAGGGUUCUUCGCUUGCUAUCUUUUAACUUCUCUCUGCCCCCGUUACAAGGGCCACACCUAAACAUCAUUCACUGUGAAUCCGAGCCGUCGAAUAAGGCAGCAUAAUGGUGAAAUAAGGUGUGGCGCUUUUAGAACGAAGACGAGACGCCCUUGGGAAAUGGUUUUAUGCAUUUAUGGCUUCCCAACAAAUGUGUCUGCUCUUCAGUUUGAGUGGGCCUGGCAGCACCCAGCAAAAUCACUGGCUGUGAGGCAGGCAGCAGCAACUUUUAAACCCUCUGGAGUUGCUAAUAAGAUUAAACUCGCAUACACAAUGCUCAACCUCCCCAACUGGCAGAGCCUGAGUAUCACUGUAAACUAUUUUUCAACGAAGUACAUGAAACAUGCUGCUAGUUGCCCAAGCCUGCCAGAUCAUAUGAAGGUCCAAGUUCGUUCAAUGAAUGGUCUUCCCUGCUAUACGAGAAGAGAGGAGAGUUUAUUUGGGGAUGAAGAUGGUUGGGGUGAUGAGGAUUGUGAUGAAACUAGCGACAACAGUGGAAGUUUGGAGGAAACAUCAACUGAUAAAUCUAUUAAUGCUUCAGAAGAUUUUUCACAUGGCAAUGAUGAGGCUUUCUGUGAACAAUUAGCGCAGGUUAGACAGUACGGAGAUGGGCAACCAAGAGACUCAUCAAGUCUAGAGGUAGACUGUCAACAGUCUUUUGGUUCGAUCAAUUUCCUAACUAGAACAACAUCUUCAGUGGUUACCAGCAUUCAUUUUACAGCAACAACAAAAGAGGCAGAUACGUUUGGAUUUAUUCAUGGGAGUACAAAUGAAUUCGGUCCGCAAAAAAUUGAACAAUUUGGUGCUGCAGUAAACACAGAUGAAAAUCAACCACCAUGGCUGAAGGAGAAACAACCUAAAACUACUGAUGUUACUAAUAAAGAUCAGCAAACAAUCCAAACUUCUCAAGUUUUUCCGAAAGUCGAGAUUAUAGAUUUGUUGACACCAUCUCCUAGCUGCAGAAUCAGGCCAUGCGAUAAGAAGAGAAGGGUUUCUAGUUUUUCUCCUGUGAUCAUUGAUUUGACUUAGGCCUACCUCUCAGUGGCGUCAAAUAAAUAGGAAAAAGAAUAAAAGAGGAAAGAGAAUGAUAAAUGUUGCACUACAGUAUUUAGUGUUUCUCCUGUACUCAAGAGUCUAGGCUUCCAGUUUCGUCCAAUAAUAUUAUUUUGGACAUACUGCUAUCAAAUAAUCGUGAAAAGAACAAAAAUGAAAACAUUCAUUGUACUCUGAUGAUGUUUAUUACGUGGAAAUUCUUUUUCAUAAUAACAGAUGAUUCGUCCCUCUUGUUCU
This is a messenger RNA of Pistacia vera, 1451 nucleotides long. RefSeq lists its product as uncharacterized. The transcript has 4 exons. Gene Ontology annotation, molecular function: 5'-flap endonuclease activity; crossover junction DNA endonuclease activity. Lineage: Eukaryota; Viridiplantae; Streptophyta; Magnoliopsida; Sapindales; Anacardiaceae. Gene Ontology annotation, biological process: double-strand break repair via homologous recombination. The record is from RefSeq and is a predicted model, not a curated record. Gene Ontology annotation, cellular component: Slx1-Slx4 complex.